AUGUGGGAAAAAAUCAGUUUUUAUUGCCAGUGUUCUUUCAAGGGAAGUCAGGCAGGAAUAACAUGGAUGCUUUUAAGGAAGGAUGGUUUAGCGAAUUGGGAACUGUUGAUGGAGGACACGUUCUGUCGUUAGCUGUGGACGAAGUUCUUCAUCACGAACAAUCUAAAUAUCAAGAUAUAUUAGUAUUUAAAAGCAAGAAGUUUGGAAGAUGUCUUGUUCUUGAUAAUUCCAUCCAGUGUUCAGAAAGAGAUGAGUUUUCUUAUCAAGAAAUGAUUACUUUCUUACCUUUAAAUUCUCAUCCUAAUCCAAAAAAGAUUUUGAUAAUUGGUGGUGGAGAUGGAGGUGUGGUCCGUGAAGUUGCAAAGCAUCCUAACGUUGAACAUAUAAUUCAAUGUGAAAUAGAUGAGAAAGUGAUAGAAACUUCAAAAAAAUAUUUGCCUUUUAUGGCAGAAGGCUUUAAUAGUCCUAAGUUAACAUUAUUUAUUGAAGAUGGCAUAGAAUUUGUAAAAAAACAUAAACAGGAGUUUGAUGUGAUAAUAACUGACUCUUCAGAUCCCAAAGGACCAGCUGUCUGUCUGUUCCAAAAACCUUAUUAUGAAGCACUCAAAGAAGCUCUUAAGCCAGGUGGCAUUAUUUGCUCACAAGGAGAAUCUAUUUGGUAUGAUUUAAAUCUCAUUAAAGAUAUGGUAGACAUGUGCCAGACACUAUUUCCUGUGGUUGGUUACGCAUCCAUAUACAUACCAACAUAUCCCAGUGGACAGAUAGGAUUUCUGAUGUGUAGUCUAGCACCGGAGACAAAUUUUAGAGAACCUCGACGUAUAUUCUCGGAAGAAGAAUCUAAACUAAUGAGGCUACGAUAUUAUUCUUCCGAAAUUCACAGGGCAGCCUUUACACUUCCGGCAUUUAUCGAGAAGAAACUAUGGCAUUCGAACGAAUAGGGAAUUUGAAGUUCGGAUAGAAGUUACUAGGCGAUGUUGUGAUAGCCGUGCAAUAUCACACUGUUUUCCUAUGCCAGUUUGAGUGUAGGGACCAAAAACAAAACUCGAAGUUCUUCUAUUAACAAAUAUCAUUUCAAUCAAAAUUUAUUUUUAGCAGCAUGAAAAAAAUAUAUAGGCUCUAUUUUUUAAGUACUACAAUAUAAAAACUGUAACAUUAUAUUUAUAAGGAAAAAGGAAGUAUUUAAGACAAGUUUUAUAUUUCUGUAACAAAAUGGAAGGUAGUUUGCG
Messenger RNA from Centruroides sculpturatus (bark scorpion), 1226 nucleotides. It is a transcript of the gene SpdS, whose product is annotated as spermidine synthase-like. Gene Ontology annotation, molecular function: spermidine synthase activity. Bases 63 to 938 code for a protein of 291 amino acids. Gene Ontology annotation, cellular component: cytosol. The transcript is spliced from 9 exons. The record is from RefSeq and is a predicted model, not a curated record. Gene Ontology annotation, biological process: spermidine biosynthetic process. Lineage: Eukaryota; Metazoa; Arthropoda; Arachnida; Scorpiones; Buthidae.